This is a messenger RNA of Menidia menidia (Atlantic silverside), 8263 nucleotides long. The record is from the annotation of a GenBank genome assembly. NCBI's taxonomy places the organism in Eukaryota, Metazoa, Chordata, Actinopteri, Atheriniformes, Atherinopsidae.
AUUGGUCAGGGUGUGCCAGUGGUGGCUCUCAUCGUGGAGGGAGGCCCUAAUGUGAUUUCUAUAGUGCUGGAGUACCUCAGGGACACUCCUCCAGUUCCUGUUGUGGUGUGUGAUGGCAGUGGAAGAGCCUCAGACAUCCUGGCAUUUGGACAUAAAUACUCAGAGGAAGGAGGCAUCAUUAAUGAGUCUCUAAGAGACCAGUUGCUGGUGACCAUCCAGAAGACAUUCACCUACAGCCGGACGCAGGCUCAGCAUCUGUUCAUCAUUCUCAUGGAGUGCAUGAAGAAGAAGGAGCUGAUAACUGUUUUCCGGAUGGGCUCUGAAGGUCAUCAGGACAUUGACCUUGCCAUCCUCACUGCAUUACUCAAAGGUGCCAACGCCUCAGCACCAGACCAGCUUAGUUUAGCUCUUGCUUGGAACAGGGUGGACAUCGCACGCAGUCAGAUUUUCAUCUAUGGACAGCAGUGGCCUGUUGGUUCCUUGGAGCAGGCAAUGCUGGAUGCCUUAGUGUUGGACAGAGUGGACUUUGUCAAGCUGCUUAUUGAAAAUGGAGUCAGCAUGCACCGCUUCCUCACACUCUCCAGACUGGAAGAGCUCUACAACACGCGGCACGGACCAUCGAACACGUUGUACCACCUGGUCAGAGAUGUCAAAAAGCGAGAAUAUCCAGGGUUCAGUUGGAUCUACUUCAAGGGAAACUUGCCCCCGGACUACCGCAUCAGCCUCAUCGACAUUGGAUUGGUCAUCGAAUACCUCAUGGGUGGGGCCUAUCGAUGUAACUACACCAGGAAGAGAUUCAGGACUCUAUACCAUAACUUGUUUGGACCUAAAAGGCCCAAAGCCCUGAAACUGCUGGGGAUGGAGGAUGACAUGCCAAUCCGUAGAGGCCGCCAGAAGACGACACGGAAACGAGAAGAGGAGGUGGACAUUGACUUGGAUGACCCAGAAAUCAACCAUUUCCCUUUCCCCUUCCAUGAACUGAUGGUGUGGGCUGUGCUUAUGAAACGUCAGAAAAUGGCGCUGUUCUUUUGGCAGCACGGUGAGGAGGCCAUGGCCAAAGCCCUGGUGGCAUGUAAGCUCUGUAAGGCCAUGGCACACGAAGCGUCAGAGAACGACAUGGUGGACGACAUCUCCCAAGAGCUGAACCACAACUCUAGAGAGUUUGCUCAGCUAGCAGUGGAGCUCUUGGAUCAGUCCUACAAACAGGACGAGCAGAUGGCCAUGAAGCUGCUCACAUACGAGCUGAAAAACUGGAGCAACGCCACCUGUCUGCAGCUGGCGGUAGCAGCCAAGCACAGAGAUUUCAUCGCUCACACCUGCAGUCAGAUGCUGCUGACCGACAUGUGGAUGGGACGCCUCCGUAUGCGCAAGAACUCAGGCCUGAAGGUGAUCUUAGGCCUACUUCUGCCACCAUCGAUCCUGAGUUUGGAAUUCAAGAACAAGGACGAAAUGUCCUACAUGCCCCAGGAUCAGGAGGCCUAUCUGCAGGAGAAGGAAGAGGAGGAGCCUGAGAAACCGGUCAAGGAAAAGGAGGAGGAAGACAUGGAGUUCACAGUAAGAUCUUACUGUGAGACGCAGUACAACUCCGUGGCAAUGCUGGGUAAGGUAACCACAGAAACAUCCAGAAAGAAGGAUGUUGAGGAGGUUCAGAACCGCCAUCGCCUUAUUCCAAUGGGACGCAAGAUAUAUGAAUUCUACAACGCUCCAAUUGUCAAGUUCUGGUUCCAUACGAUGGCAUAUGUAGGAUACCUGAUGUUGUUCAACUACAUUGUCCUGGUCAAGAUGGACCUCUGGCCUUCUGCUCAAGAGUGGAUCGUCAUUGCUUACAUCUUCACCAACGGCAUUGAGAAGAUGAGAGAGAUCCUGAUGUCUGAGCCGGGCAAGUUACUACAGAAGGUUAAAGUGUGGCUCCAGGAGUACUGGAAUAUCACAGACCUCAUGGCCAUCCUCAUUUUUUCUGUUGGCAUGGUCCUACGUCUCCAGGAGCCACCCCUCAUGAGUUACGGGCGGGUUAUCUACUGCGUCAACAUUAUUUAUUGGUACAUCCGACUGCUCGACAUCUUUGGAGUCAACAAGUACCUGGGGCCUUACGUUAUGAUGAUUGGCAAGAUGAUGAUCGACAUGAUGUAUUUUGUGAUCAUCAUGUUGGUGGUGCUCAUGAGUUUUGGGGUGGCACGCCAAGCCAUCCUCAACCCGAAUGAAGACCCAUCUUGGAUGCUAGCUAGGAACAUCUUCUUCAUGCCCUAUUGGAUGAUCUAUGGAGAGAAAGGCAUAGUAGGAAGUUUAAGCAAAGGUCGAGUGAAAAACUCUGGGUGGUCGAAAAUUACUUUCGAACUUACGGAACCUGGCGUAAUAACGGUCCAUUCCACACUUCCCACUCCCUGUGGGCAAAACAUCACUGAAGACGGGGUGGUAGUGUCUCUGCCUCCCUGCAAGACUGGUGCCUGGAUUGUUCCAGCCAUCAUGGCUUGCUAUCUGCUGGUGGCCAACAUACUGCUGGUUAAUCUACUCAUAGCUGUGUUCAAUAAUACAUUUUUCGAGGUGAAGUCCAUCUCAAAUCAAGUGUGGAAGUUCCAGCGUUACCAGCUUAUUAUGACCUUCCAUGAACGCCCUGUCCUUCCUCCACCCCUCAUCAUCUUCAGUCACAUAACUAUGGUCCUCAAGCAUCUGUGCUGUCGUUGGCGCAAGCACGAUGAUGACGAGCGGGACUACGGACUGAAGCUUUUCAUCACUGAGGAUGAGCUGAAGAAAGUCCAUGACUUUGAGGAGCAAUGCAUAGAGGAAUACUUCAGAGAGAAGGAUGACAGAUUCCACUCCUCUAAUGAUGAAAGGAUCAGAGUCACGUCUGAGAGGGUGGAAAACAUGGCAAUGCGUUUGGAGGAGGUUAAUGAGCGGGAACACUUCAUGAAGGCGUCCCUGCAGACAGUUGACAUCCGUCUGGCCCAAAUGGAAGACCUGAUUGGGCGAAUCGCCCUCGCGCUGGAGCGUGUGACAGGUGUCGAUCGCGUGGAGGUCAGCAAAGCUCGUUCUCGGACUUCCUCUGACUGCACCGACUCCGCGUACAUACUCCGCCAAGCUGAGUGCCCAGAGGCAGCAUACAUACUCCGUCAGAGCAGCUUUAAUAGCACAGAGGGAAACGCUUACCGUCUGCAGGAAGCCCUGGAGGGAACAGCUGAGGGUUCAAUGUCCCCUCCCUCUCCCACUGGCAUGACAGCGCGGGCGAGGAGCCACUCCUUCUAUGUUGGAGGAGGUCGGGCCGGAGAACGUACCAGCGGAUCUGAACGAGUCGAGAGCUUCUUCAAGGAGCGCUCCCUCAGCCUCCACAGAGCCAACAGCUCUCAAUCCGUAUCCUCAGCUGCCGCCCCCAAGGAGUCUAAGCCCCUCCCACUGGCAACGCUGUCGGUUUCCCAGCAGCACCGCCCGUCAUCGUGCAUCGACAUCUACGUCUCGACCUCUGAAGAGGUGGGGCCCGCAGAGGUCUUCCUUGACCGUCUCCGCAUGGUCCCGCCUCUGCAGAGAGACUCCUCGCUGCAGUCUGACAUCAUGGAGACGGUGCUGCCCGGAGGCCGCGACUUAGGCAGCACUGCCACAGGCGGUUUGGGCGACAGGCACUCGGAGGGCCGAGUGGGCAGCGGCGGAACGGCCGGGGCCAUGUGCGACGACAGCGCGGCUGCCGAUCUGUCCUUGUGCUCGGCGCACCUCUUACCAGACACCAGCCUACCUCCUUGGGAUAUGGAACCAUCCCCGCCUCCCUCAGCAGGGCUGCUGGAGCGCUCCAAGAGCAGUCGCUACCUCUCCACAACCGGCACGUCGUUUCUAGACGAACCCUCCCUGGUCAAGUCGCACAGCCUCAUGUUCACGCCGAGAGGUUGCUAUGGUGGACUGGGGGCAGGAGUCCAGGUAAAGGCGGCCGAGUACACCAGCAUCACCGACUGCAUCGACACGCGCUGCGUCUCAGCCCCGUACACUCCCGCAGAAUGCUCCCACUCACCGGGAUGCUCAUCCUCAUUCCCUUUCGAUAAGCCGUCUGAUAUUAGUUUGUCUCACCCAGAGAGAGAGGCAGAGCUUAGUCACACAGAGUCUGAUCCAGAGGACCCUGAGGACAUGAUUCCUGCCCCUGAUGGCUCUCGCCUCGGGGGCCUCGGCGGACCCAGUGGAACCCCUCUCUGCUCCCCCUUCUCCAGGCUGGAGAGGGCCAACAGCUGCUCUUCAGAUGACUCCCAUCCUUCCCUCACUCUGGCCCCUCCACACAGGAAGAGCCUGUCAGUGAGUGAGAGGAUGGAGAGGGGACAGGGCUUGGGAGCAGAGAGGGGACAUGGGUCUGGGGGGCGGGGUCUGGCAGGACCCAGGAACCCCUUCCUCAGGAGCAAGUCUGGAGCAAGGCCUGAAACAGCCAAAACUGACAGCCUCUCGUUAAGGAAGCUAGCAGCUCCGUCGGCUUUCCGCAGCUUUGAGAGACAAAACUACACGUGACAAGGACACAUGGGUGCACUCACACUUUUAGGGCCAGGGUGGAAGACGGACAGGGCAAAAAUGAAAGUGGGAUGACGUUCCCAGGGGAUGCUGAUCUGAACCAGAUCUACACUCAUUACACUUGCAUUUUAGGUUAGAAAAGUUUACUCCUAGUCAGUAUUGACAGUAUUGAAGGGCAGCUUUACCCAGAGCCACAACGAGUGGCCAUAGGGGCAGAGAAUUUCAAAGGUCCCGUGUUCAUGAGUCAAAACAAAGAGCUUUGAAUCUAGACUAGUUUUUACCUCUUAUAGUUAAGUAACUUUUAAUGGGGUGUUAUGGCAAUGGAAGGUGUAUUUGUGAUGUAUGUCUUCCACCAACCAAUUUUACAUCAAGUAGACAUCUGUCACUGUGUUGCAUCACAUAUCAGUCACAUUAGACACAGUGUAUUCUUCCUAGCUGCAUUAUGUGGUAGAUGCUGUUAAGGCUGAGACAGAGAGAGGAGAGAAGCACGGAGAGGAGAGGAGAACUACUACUACGUUAAUCAUUUACUCUUGGCAUCACGACUGCAAACUAUUUUCUGCUCAUUGUGUAAUUCUGACUCAGACUUGUGUGGUCCCAGCUCCGAUAGGCAGGAAGAAGCUGACUUCGCAUACAAAUCACGUACAAAUGGUUUUGGGCUCGACCACACUUCAAAUUUUGUGGUUACAAAAAAAAAAGAAAAAAGUCAACAACUUACCUCUGAAUAAGAAAGCAAACGAUUAAAGUAAUCAGCUUACCUAAUCAAUGACUUUUUUUUAACAGGGAUUCAUGUUUGCUGUCACUUUGUUUUUCUCUAAAAUAACACUUCAACUUUCUCAUCAGCUCAGCUAAAACCAGAAAGCUGAUUUGAACAUACUUCAGUGAAGAAGUCAUUGCUUGAGCUUGCCUGUUCAUGCUUGAGCCAUGUGUUUGCCAGACGAUGUGGGUAACAAGAGCUUUGAAGGCCAAUAAGUAUGAAACGAUCUUCGAUAAAAAAAAAUACACUCAUCUCGACACUGUCUACACAAAAACACUGCCUCUGAAAUCCUUCAGUUACUAUAGGGGAGAUGUUCACGAGUUCAGUUGCAAAAGAUGGGGGAAGAGAGUGAUAUGAGCCUGACUGCAAGGUCAUUCCACACAAGUGAACGUGUGGUGAAAACCUUUCUUGCCUCUACCUGACACCAAAAAUCUUUCAUCUCAAAGAGCCGUCGCUCGCCAAUAACCCAGCCUUCUUCUUUCAGGUUUUAGCAGUAAAAUUCAACUUCAACAUCCAGCAACACCCAACAGAUCCGUCCUUUAUCUGUUCCAUAAUUGACAUUUGCUUUUCUUUGUUAUUUUCAGUUGUAGUCAAAGCAAACCACCAUUAGGAGACUGUAAAAGAAAGCAGUCACUAAAUGACCGAGCCUAUCAGUGGUUUACAGGACAAAACAAGCUUGUAAAGGGGGAGCUACUUUAAGAAUUUAUUUUUCAAAAAAAGCUUAUGAAUAAGCUGUUGAGUAUAUGCAUUUUAGCUGAGAUUUAAAAAAAGGUGUGCAUUAUGAGUGACUUGUAGGAUGAAACGUGGAAAUUACUAAUAACAUCAAAAGAGGAAAGCCAGUUUAUUGUUUUCAAAUUUUCUCUUUUUUAUUGUACUGGGAGACGUCUGGUUGGGAGGAGAAUGUCUUUCUCAGAAAGCUUUGUACAAAUAAAAUGGAUGAGCUUGAUAGAAGCCUUUAUGAUUUUGAUGUUUUAUAUUUCCUGGCUAUUACAAUUCAGUUUAAUCAUGUUGCUUCAUUUUGAGAUAAUGAUUCUAUUUAUUGAUAUUUUUCUUGCUCGUUGCUGAUAAUUAAAAUAUAUGCUUGUUUGAAUUUCUCAGUGACAUUUUUGUCUAAUUCUAAGUAUUUUCUAAUUAAGCUUUUGAAUUUAAUAAAAGACGGCCACCUACAUGCACUAAAUAAUGAUGUAUAAUAUUAUUUAUUGGAUAUAGAAUAGUUUGUACAUUUCAAUCAUAUUCAAAGUAUUUAAAGUAAUUUUUAUUGUGUGUUUUAUGAAGCAACUCAUGAGAAUUUUCUAAUUGUUAAUGUGGCAAAACACAGUUGCCAGCAUACCAAACUUAGGGUGCCUUCUGGGCAGGAGUGGUGUAUGUCGGGACAGAUGUGAUUCAAGAACCUGUGAAAUUCCUCAUUUUUGUCCUCUCAGUUUUUAUUCAUGGUAGUCAUAUAUCGGUGACUAUUUUCUCUAAGAACUUUGUUGAUCUCUUUGAACUGGUCCAAUGUACAGAGUGAAUGAGCUGUUACUGAUCAUUGGUUGUGUCAUUGCGUGUGUGGGCAUUUAUUUUAAUUCACCAAAAAUGAUACAAGUCAUAAAUUGAGCAGCUCUUCCGUUAUGCUUGAACUGAUUCAUCUGGGUCAUCUGUGUCACAACCCAGACUUGAUUAAACGCCUUUAAUUGAUAAUACUAUACAAAUAUUAGGCAACCUCUUGAGUCCCUGUAAUCUUAAAGGCUCCAGAAAAUGAAUGACAGACAGAUGGUUAGUACAGAUCAUACAUGUUUGACGGCUUUUCAGGCACGUUAUAGCCACUGUUUACAUGAAAAAGGUCAGAUGUAAAGUUUCUUCAGCAGAUAUGUGAGAUACAUUCAGAUUAACAGAAGGAAGGUUGACCCCCAGGUCAGUGCUCAGGGACUAUUUUACCCCAGCGAAGCAGGAUAGGAACUAUGUCACUGUUGAAAGAAAAAUAUAUUAGUUGUUUUUAAGUAGACAACAUUUUAAUCACUGUGCUUUGAGUCUAAUCCAGAAUCUUUGGGGUUUAUAGAAAACGAUGUAGUCAUUUAUUCUUUUUUUCCCCAAGGCAAUAGUAUGUGAAUAGUGAAUGCAAGUCUCCAUACCUGUUCAACCUGCUCAACUGUGCUUUCCAACAGUACUGACAAAAUGAAGGGACGCUUUGUUUUGCCAAGUUUAAUAAUUGUGUUUUCAAGGAGCAGGUUUUGGUCAUGCACAUUUCCCCUAACAUUUUUAACCAAACCAAUUAUUGUCAAACCAAAAGAAAACAAGCUGAGAAAUGUUCUGGAAGGCUUCUGUCUGCUCGGCUGCCAGACAGGAUAAACAAAGCCAAGGUUGAACUUCUGUUCUCAACUUUUGUAUGAAAGCAGAUGAAGGUGUUCGACCUUUUGAUGGGAAAUAUAUUUUAUCUUUUAUAUUUUCUUUAUCCUUAUUGUAAGGAUCACCAGAAAGCAUACAUGCCAAUGGUAUGCAUGCCAUAGAGAUAUAUGUACAGGAUUCCUUAAUGGUUGUGUGAGAUGUUGGCUGUUGUGGAAGAGACAAAUAGAUGUGCAUGUGAGUGUGUGCGUGUUCAACCUGUGUGUGAACUCAGACAUUUAGCGGGCACUAAUAAUAGAGAGGCAUGCCAACAUAACACAGCCAAAUAGAAUCUUAUUGUACAGUAUUUUGGGAAUAUUCUAAUCAUGAACAUUUCAUGAUAAUCAAAGCUAAUUUUCUUCCUUGCAAUGAAACCUGUGAUUCACAAACUAGAGGAGUUUCAUGCACAUGUUCCUUCUGCAAUAACUGCUCAUGUUGUUCUAAAAGGGAAUUAUCCCCCUACUGGUCACACUUAAUUUUUUUGUCCUUUUCAUGCAUGCACUUCUUCCACUUGGCGUGUACAGAGAUGACCUGUAAUGUGACUGAGAGAGAGGUAUAGAGAGAUAAUUAUAUGAAAUCAAAGUAGUAAGUAUUUGGAUGCAAAUAAAAAACAUGUAUUCUUCAAUGUGAAUAGGAUCAUGUCUGGCAUGCAUUGUUAAAUAAACAAAUAGAUUGGUA